Molecule: messenger RNA, 2328 nt
Organism: Nicotiana tabacum (common tobacco)
Lineage: Eukaryota; Viridiplantae; Streptophyta; Magnoliopsida; Solanales; Solanaceae
Source: RefSeq, a predicted model, not a curated record
UAACCUGAAAAUGACAAGCAACAAAACCUUACCCCAAUCAGCUUUAGAUUAAAGUAUUGCACAGCUUCCAAAAACAAACAAAAAGGUAUAAACCUACACCCAUUUUCUCCCCAUCCUUCAUUAACUUAUCAAUCUAAACACCAAAAAGUCAUGGAGAUUUUUGCAAUGCGAAAAGAUUGAGAGUGUAAAUGUAGUGGAUAUUUACCUAGUGGCGUUGAAGGACACGGUCGAGCUGUUCUGUGAAGAAGCAGAAAAAGAUCCGGUGAAUUUCGGAAGGGAUCUCGCCGGUGACAAUGGCGUCAUUUUCUACUCUACUGUGCCUUCAAUCUCGCACUCACCUACUUCUCAAGAAUAUGCUUUUUGUCUCUUGCAUUAUUUUAGUCUCAGCACUUCCUUUAAAAAUGAGUUGUUCAAGUCUUCCCUUCAAAGAUUCAACCAUGGGAAGCAACUUAAAUGCAAGUUCUUUGCUGGAUAAUGCUUCAAGAAAGAACAGCAUGUCAAUCCCUAUUGAUACUCACUUUCAGCUUCCUUCUCCAUUGCCCAGGUGGCCUUCAGGUGAAGGCUUUGCAAGUGGAGUCAUUGAUCUUGGAGGAUUACUUGUGUCCCAAGUAUCGUUGUUAACUAAAGUUUGGGCUACCCAUGAAGGUGGACCAGAUAAUCUUGGAGCUACGUUUUUUGAACCAACAAAUUUACCAAAUGGAUUCUUUAUGCUUGGUUCCUAUAGCCAACCUAACAAUAUGCCCCUUUUUGGAUGGAUUCUUGCUGGAAAAGAUACAUCAGGAGGUGCCCUAAAGAUGCCAACUGAUUACGCGCUAGUAUGCAGUAGUCAGAACUUGAAAAUUAAUCAGGAUGGCGUUGGCUAUAUCUGGCUGCCAAUACCUCCUGAGGGCUAUAAAGCCAUAGGCCAUGUUGUCACGACCUCACCUCAGAAGCCUUCUCUGGAUAAAGUCCGUUGUGUUCGUGCUGAUCUUACCGAUGUAUCUGAAAGUCAUGAUUGGAUUUGGGGCACCAAUGGCUUGAAUGUGUACUCUUCAAGACCUAGAGACAGUGGAACACAAGCUCUAGGAGUGUCAACAGGUGCUUUUAUGGCUCAGAACAAUGGAGCUGCAGACUCACUAGCUUGUUUAAAAAAUGUCAAAGCUAAGUUAUCUGCUAUGCCAAAUUUGAACCAAGUUAAAGCUUUGGUUCAAGCAUACUCUCCAUUGAUUUACUUUCAUCCUGAUGAAGAGUUCUACCCCUCAUCAGUAACUUGGUUUUUCCAGAAUGGAGCAUUAUUAUACACCAAAGGACAAGAAUCUUCACCGGUUGGUAUUCAGCUAACCGGUUCAAAUCUUCCUCAAGGUGGUUCGAAUGAUGGUGCUUACUGGUUGGACCUCCCAAGUGAUAAUGCAGCAAAAGCUAAUGUCAAGAGAGGAGAUUUGCUGGGUGCCACAGCCUACUUACACAUUAAACCAAUGUUUGGCGCAACGUAUACUGAUAUAGCUGUGUGGCUAUUUUAUCCUUUCAAUGGCGCUGCAAAGGCCAAACUCGAGUUCAUGACUAUUUCAUUGGGAAAGAUUGGAGAGCACGUUGGCGAUUGGGAACAUGUUACAUUGAGAAUUAGCAACUUCAAUGGAGAGUUACAAGGCGUAUACUUCUCGGAACACAGUGGAGGCAUUUGGAUAAGUGCUUCGCAGCUUGAAUUUCAAAAUGGUAACAAACCUGUGGUGUAUUCAUCGUUGCACGGACACGCUGCUUAUCCGAAACCAGGACAGAAUUUGCAAGGCAGUGGAGAUGUAGGAAUCAGAAAUGAUACAGGAAAGGGGAAGUUGAUGGAUACAGGAGGAAAUUUCUUAGUAGUUGGUGCAGAAUACUUGGGUUCAACUAUAGUGGAGCCACCUUGGCUAAAUUAUGCAAGGGAAUGGGGUCCUAAAAUCAACUAUGAUAUAUCAAAAGAGCUCAACAAAAUAGAGAGAUUUAUGCCUGGGAAAUUGAAGAGGGUUGUUGAAAAAAUUGUGAGAAGCCUACCAAAUGAGGUUUUGGGUGAGCAAGGACCAACUGGCCCAAAGUUUAAAGACAUGUGGAAUGGUGAUGAAAGAGGUUGAACAUUACUCUCUCCAAUCCAAAAUAAGUGUCAUCUAAGGUUUGGCACAUCCACUAAUUAAAAAAAAAACUGUGAUUUAAAUUACCUUUUAUCUCUCAUAUUUUUUAGAUCAUUGGUUAGAGCGAGGCUAAAUUUGAAAAAGUUGUUAAUGCUUAUUUUGGAUCAAAUUGAUUUGGCUAAAACGACACUAUUUGGACAGGGAAGAGUAACAUAAUUCAGAUAUUUAAAUAUUGAUAAAAAAUGUA